AUGGGGAGUAGCCUUUGUUGUUCAAAGGAGAGCUUGAAUAGAGGUGUUUGGACAGCUCAAGAAGACAAAAUCCUCUCAGAGUACAUCAGACUCCAUGGUAAAGGAAGAUGGAGAAACCUUCCCAAAAGUGCAGGUUUGAAAAGAUGUGGGAAAAGUUGCAGGCUUCGAUGGUUAAAUUAUCUGAGACCAGAUAUCAAGAGAGGUAAUAUAUCCUCAGAUGAAGAAGAGCUCAUCAUCAGGCUCCACAAGCUUUUGGGCAACAGAUGGUCCUUAAUAGCAGGGAGGCUUCCAGGGCGAACAGACAAUGAAAUAAAAAAUUAUUGGAAUAGCAAAUUAAGAAAAAAGUUGAUAUCGAGGGGAAGACAUAAUAAUGUUAUAAUGCCUAGUUUUUUGGCUAUUAUUCAAAACCAGUUUGUAGUAAUAGUAAAUGGUGUAUGAGAGCAAGAGCAACUUCAUACACAGUUACACAGUUAACCCCUCCUUCCCCAUUUCACCCGGCUCAUACUCCCUCUUCAUCGUUAUCGCCUAAACAUGACUAUUAUCGCUUCUGUCAUUCUUUAUUUAUCAAGCAUAUUCAGUCUGCAGUGCACGAGUACUACCCAAAUUCACCUAUAAACAUGUUCAGCAAGUGCAACCUUAAAAUACACGCAUGGCCUGAAGCUCAUUAACUCCUUCACAAGAGGAAGCCUAACGUGUCCUUACCAAGCAUACAUAUCCCAUUGAGAGGUCUCCAUUUUCCUUGGACGUGUGAAAUUAGGUCUUCAGAGGUGUCAUCCCCACACCAUAGUUUUAUGUAUCCUCGGGGAGCCUUUACAAUGACUUAGUAUCAUACUUGAGGCCAGCUUGAUCCUCACUGUACUCUAGGUGAAGAUUGAGUGCAUAUUUAUUCCAAGUUAUUUUAAAUAAAAAUGCUUUAUUUUUGUCUAACUUUUUGAGAGAGCUUUCAGAACACAAACGAUUAAGCUUUCAAAACAUAAACUACUAGGUCUACAUUAAACUUCUUAUUGUACUCGAAUAAGAUUUUUACUAUUGUCACCUCUUUUAAGAAUAGAUGUUCAUGGUGGCCAUUUUCCCCCUUACAUCGACAACUUGGUUCACCUAUUAGUAUUAAGUACAUUAUACCUUAAUUUAAAUUAUAGUUAGCUUUUUCAAUAGCUUGACCCUCAAUAAAAAUACCAAUUGUUAUGACUUAGACACAAGAGAAGUUUAACUCAGAAGAUUAGUCCAUUAGUCUAGUGGCUUAAGUAUCAUUAUAAGCUUCUUAUUUCAUUUAGUAUGGGGCUCAUAACUGUACAAGACACUUUAUGAUGGAAUAACUAUCAGUGUGAAUUAUUGGAGACUUUUUUGUUGUGAUAAUUUAGUGUGGUUUUUCUUGGAGACUUUUUUGUUGUGAUAACUUUGUAUUAAGGCUCGGUCUUAGUACUUGUUUAAUCUAAUCUUGGAUGUAUUUACUGGGUAUAUAAAAAAGAUUAUUCUUAAAUGAAUGUUUUGUGUGGACGAUAUAGUCUUUGAAUGAAGAAUUAAAGGAAGAGGUUAACUUUAAAUUUGAGCUUUGGAGAUAGAUUUUGGAAUCAUAGUAUUUUUGCUCGAGGAGUAAUAUAGGUAUAUGCAUGGCAACUUUAGCAAGAAAUAAGAAGAAAAAGAUAUGGAGGUAAAAAUAUAAGAUAAUGCCAUGUUUAUUUGGGAUUGAUAUUGCAAAAAGAUGGAGAAAUUAGUAAAAUGUCAAAACACAAGAUACAAACUGGAUGGUUAAAAUAUGAAGAAAACAAUGGCGUUGGGGGCGAUUUUUUACCACAAAGCACCUACAAAGCUUAAAGGGAAUUUUACUGUAUGGCUAUACUACUAUUUAUGUUCCAUGAUUGUGAAUGUUUGGCUAUCGAAAGAAAAAGUUAAAUGAUUGCAUAUGAGAAAAUGUUAGUGUGAUACCUGUAGAAGAAAAGAUAAAGACCAGUUUAAUCGACUUCGAUUAUACAUAAGGCCACUGGAAACAUUAGCAAGGAGAGUACUUGAUUUUUAGCCAUGUGAAAAGGAAUAGAGGCAAACCAAGAAUGACAUUAGAGAAAAUUAUUAAAAUUAAUUUCAUAGUAAUAUUUUUGUGAAUUUGUUUACUGACAGUCUCAAUGUCAUGGAAUUUUUUUUGUCCGAAACGCAUGUCAUCGUAGUGUCUUAACCAGAUCACCUUGAUUAAUUUCUGAUCUCUGAUGAACUUGAUGUUUGCCAUAUUUGAAGUCUUGAGUGUCUGUAGCUGUUAUUUUUUGUUUGAACUCCACCCCCCCUCGGGGCCUUCUUUUCCCUUUUGUUAAACUUAAUUCAUGUAUUUUUUUCUUCUCCUUUUUCUAUUGAGAUGAAUAUAUGUACUUUCAACUGUAGUCUUCUAUGACGAGCCUAUACUUUCGUUAGAUUAGAAAUGUCGAUUUUCCUAUCUUAUACACCAUGCACAGGUAAGAACUCAAAAAAUAGUAAGUGUUAAAUAUUAUGAAUGGUUUUUCUCAUAUCUAUGAAAAGAAUUAUUUUUUUUUCAAACAAAAAAAUUAUAUUCAUAACCCUUUAACCCAUCCUUGUGAUUGAAAAUAGGUUUACAUUUACAGGGGUAUUUUAUUUAAUAAUUACUUAUAUACAACGUCUUGUUCUCUGCUAUUGAUGGUUGGAGAGGGUUUUUUUUAAUUGCGAAGGACAACGAAAUAUAAAAGUGAAA
This is a messenger RNA of Cajanus cajan (pigeon pea), 2695 nucleotides long. RefSeq names its product transcription factor MYB1. NCBI's taxonomy places the organism in Eukaryota, Viridiplantae, Streptophyta, Magnoliopsida, Fabales, Fabaceae. The record is from RefSeq and is a predicted model, not a curated record.